This is a messenger RNA of Fragaria vesca subsp. vesca, 1914 nucleotides long. Its product is annotated as cation/calcium exchanger 2-like. Bases 47 to 1765 code for a protein of 572 amino acids. The record is from RefSeq and is a predicted model, not a curated record. Lineage: Eukaryota; Viridiplantae; Streptophyta; Magnoliopsida; Rosales; Rosaceae. Gene Ontology annotation, biological process: monoatomic cation transport; transmembrane transport. Gene Ontology annotation, cellular component: membrane. Gene Ontology annotation, molecular function: monoatomic cation transmembrane transporter activity. The transcript has a single exon.
UCUUCAACCAUUUCAGCUCAACUUGAGCUCAAUUGCUUGGUCAUUCAUGGUUGAGGUUGUAAUGAAAACCUCUGUUUCCAUACCUCUGUACAGAAACUACAUCAUUUUCUUGAAUCUCUCUUCUCUCUUAGUGGCUUCUACUCUCUUGGUUAUAUACAAUCCCCACUCUUCACAAAUCAUAGCUCAAACCAUUCACAGCAACAAUGAGCUACAAGGCUGCAAUGGGUUUCAAAGUAUGGGUGAUUAUGAAGCCAAGUGUAUGUACCUCAAAUCCAAAAACCCAUGUGUCUCCAAAGGCUAUAUUGAUUAUCUUUACAUCUUCUAUUGCAGUUUCGGUACUUGCCCUCUUGUUGGUUAUGGCUUGUUGUUGUGUUGGCUCCUGGUUUUGUUCUAUCUAUUGGGUAAUACAGCUUCAGAGUACUUCUGUGCUUCACUUGAGAGUCUAUCAAGUCUCUUAAAACUGUCCCCUACCAUUGCUGGGGUCACUCUUCUCUCCCUUGGUAAUGGAGCCCCUGAUGUCUUCUCCAGCUUUGUUUCGUUUAUGGGUAAAGAUGGGUCGACCAACAUUGAUGUUGGUCUCAACACAAUUCUGGGAGGUGCCUCUUUUGUGUCAUGUGUUGUGGUUGGGAUCAUCAGCGUUUCAAUUCGCAAGAGGCGUGUUCGAGUUGAGAAAUCUGACUUGGUGAGAGACACCUGCUUCUACCUUUUGGUUGUGUUAUGCUUGAUUCUGAUCUUGAUUCAGGAAGAAAUAGAUGUGUGGGCUUCCAUGGCUUUCUCUGCACUUUAUAUUGUUUAUGUGAUUGUGGUUUAUGUAUCACAUAGGAAUUCUAGUAAACCAAGCGAAUCAUACACUACUAGUUUAACCGACCAUAGUCAUGAUUUGAAUGUACCAAUCCUGAUGAGUAGCAUGGAGAGGGGUGAAAGUGAAGAGCUUGGUGCUUUAACUUCUGCAGUAGAAGUAAAGAAAGGGUGCUGUCAACUCCCCAAACCAUCCCAUUCGUGUCGAAUGUUGAUCUUCAUACUUGAGUUGCCUCUGUAUGUUCCCAGGAGAUUGACAAUUCCGGUUGUUUCUGAAGAGAGAUGGUCUAAGCCGUAUGCAGUUGCCUCAGUGACACUAGCACCAGUGCUAUUGUCAUCCCUUUGGAACCAUCAGUAUGCAAACGCUAGCUUCCAGAAGAGCCUCUUGGUCUAUGUGAUUGGAUUGACUAUUGGACUAGUUUUCGGAUUUGUUGCAUGCAUGACAACAGAGAGGUCAAGCCCACCAAAGAAAUGCUUACUUCCUUGGCUUGCUGCUGGCUUUUUGAUGAGUGUUGCUUGGAGUUACAUCACAGCUCAGGAACUGGUGGCCUUGUUAGUCUCAAUAGGGUACAUAUUAGGUAUUAGUCCUUCCAUAUUAGGACUGACGGUCCUUGCUUGGGGUAAUUCACUUGGGGAUUUGAUAACCAAUUUGACCAUGGCUUUGCAAGGAGGACCAGAAGGAGCACAGAUUGCCUUUUCUGCUUGUUAUGCUGGUCCUAUCUUCAACACUCUGUUUGGAUUGGGGAUAUCAUUUGUUGGCGCUUCUUGGUCCAAAUACCCUUCUGCUGUUGUCAUUCAUGGAGAUCCAUACCUCUUGGAGACACUGGCUUUGUUAGCAGGAGGCUUGCUUUGGGCACUUGUGGUGUUGCCAAGGAGAGAUAUGACCCUUGAUGGGGUUUUGGGGGUUGGUCUUUUAGUUAUAUACAUCAUUUCUAUAUCUUUGCGGUUAUUUCAAACAGAGUUAUAACAUAACUGAAUUCUAGUAAGGUGAGUAGUGUAUACCAUUAAGCUUUUGUUGUAAUUUGGUGAUUACAGCUUUAUGUAACAGAAACUGGAGACACUGCGUUUCUGAAUGAUGAUUCUUUAUGGAAUCUUAAGUCAUGAAUGUUUAUGGAU